This is a messenger RNA of Nymphaea colorata (pocket water lily), 993 nucleotides long. Its product is annotated as cytochrome P450 CYP82H23-like. NCBI's taxonomy places the organism in Eukaryota, Viridiplantae, Streptophyta, Magnoliopsida, Nymphaeales, Nymphaeaceae. Gene Ontology annotation, molecular function: heme binding; oxidoreductase activity, acting on paired donors, with incorporation or reduction of molecular oxygen; iron ion binding. Bases 1 to 993 code for a protein of 330 amino acids. The transcript is spliced from 2 exons. Gene Ontology annotation, biological process: defense response to other organism. The record is from RefSeq and is a predicted model, not a curated record.
AUGGAGUCCAUCACCACAUCUAUGGAUUCCAUCAAGCGGGUAGCAGAGGGUUUAGCAUCUCUGCUUGCCCUUUUCUUCAUCUGUAAAAUUUGGCAAAAGAGGAAAAGGGAAGGAAGAUGCCGACUAUCGGAACCCAAUGGUUCUUGGCCAAUAGUCGGACACCUCGACCUGCUGACUGGAACCACACCUCUCUAUAGAACUAUCGCUGCUCUUUCAGAGAAGCACGGGCCUCUCUUCAGUCUCCAACUGGGACAAAUGCAUGCCAUUGUGGUGAGCAGCAUGGACCUCGCCAAGGAGUGCUUCACUGUCAAUGACCGAGCAUUUGCCGGUCGGCCACAGCUAGAAGGUUGGAAACACCUUGCCUACGAUCGUGCCAUGUUCUCAUUCAGCCCAUACGGACCUUACUUUUGUGAACUCCACAAGAUCGUCGCCACCGAGCAGCUGUCAAGCCAGCAAUUUGAGCUGCUCAAGCACAUCCGGGUAGACGAGGUGGGCUUCUUGAUGCGGCGCCUGUACGGCAGUUGCAGAAACCAUGAGCCGGUAGAGAUGAAGCAGCAUUUGACCUGCAUGGCCUUGAACAUCAUCCUUAGGAUGAUCGCCGGAAAAUGGUACUUUGAUUUGGACGGUGAAGGAAAAGAGUUUAGUGAAGCUCUGGAUGAGUUUGCCAAUCUAGUUGGUAUGUUCACCGUCUCUGACGCGAUCCCGUGGCUAGAUGUGGGUGGUCACCUCAAUGCCAUGAAAAGGGUUCACCUGAAGAUGGAUGAAGUUGCCUCGGCUUGGCUUGCAGAGCACCGCCGAAAGGAAUCCAGUAGUGCCGACGAGAAGAGAGACUUGAUUGACGUGGUCAUUAAAGAAUUAGAUGACGGUCACUUGUUCGAAAAUCAUCAAACUGAUGCCAUUAUUAAAGCCACCGGUAUGGUAGUAGACAUUGAAGGUCUCAUGGACAGUGUUCCAGAGACAAAUAGUAGCCAUGUAUCUUCAACUUCGUCAUAG